This is a messenger RNA of Camellia sinensis, 555 nucleotides long. NCBI's taxonomy places the organism in Eukaryota, Viridiplantae, Streptophyta, Magnoliopsida, Ericales, Theaceae. The record is from RefSeq and is a predicted model, not a curated record.
AUGAAAGCACAAACGCAAGAAAUGGAACAAAAAUUCAUAGCUAAAUUGCAUAGAAAAGAAGACCAGUCGAAGGAAAUAUUUGCAAAAAAAACUGGAAGUCCUCAACAAAGAUCAACGGUCAAGAGAAUUAAACAAAAGUCAAGAAAACAAGCACAUAAGCCAGAUUUUGAAUACCAACCAAUGACAAAAGCCAAAGAAGAUACAAGGAACAAGACAGAAGCUGCUGCUGAUGUACCUAAACCAACAGAGGGUACCGAUGAAGAAAAAGAGAAGAAGAAUGAAAAGAAAAAAGAAGAAAUCAAAACAGAGAAAGAACCUGCUACUAAACCCGAGCAAAAAGAAGGUGCUCAUGAAGCAAAAAAGCAACGGAAAAAAAAAAAGAUGAAAGAAGAUAUUGACCAAGAGAAAGAAGGUGCUGCUAAAACCAAGCCAAAAGAGGAUGCCAAUCAAGAGAAAACACAAGUUCAAGUAUUGGAAAGUGAUGAUGAUUUCAAGGAAGAAUCAAUCCAUAACAAGCCACUCGGCAUUUUAUACGGCAAAACAAACAAGGAAUGA